AGCACUGCCAGUCGCAUCCCGGAGCUGCGGAGCUCGGAUCCUCUCCCGGCCCGGCCCUCUCUCGCCCCACGCACCCCGCUGGGCGAUGGAGCCCUCCCCAGAAGCGCAGGAGGCGCGCACCGUGCGCGAGGCGCUGGGCCGCUACGAGGCGGCGCUGGAGGGCGCGGUGCGCGCGCUGCACGAGGACAUGCAGGGUCUGCAGCGCGGCGUGGAGCGGCGGGUGUCGGAGGCGCUGCGCCUGGCCGGCCCCCUGGCGCGCACGGUGGCCGAGCUGCAGCGGGACAACCAGCGGCUGCAGGCGCAGCUCGAGCGCCUGACGCGCCAGGUGGAGGCGCUGGGUUUGGCCAGCGGGAUGUCCCCGGCGCCUGGCACCCCGGGCACCCCCGGCACGCCCAGCCCCCCGCCCGCGCCCGGGGUCCCGGACCGUGCGCCCCGCCUGGGUAGCGCGCGCUUCGCCAGCCACGCCACCUUCUCGCUGUCCGGCCGCGGCCAGAGUCUGGAUUAUGACGAGGCCAGUGGGUCGGAGAUGAAAAAGGCCUUCAACUCCUGCAUCAUGGAAAACGGGCACCAGCUGGGGGCAGGUCCAGGCGAUGGCCCCUCCGAGGUUGCCCAAACUUUCCAGGCACCAGAUCCCCCCAGGCCUCGCCCUGUGAGUCUCUCCUUGCGGCUGCCCCACCAGCCAGUCACGGCUGUCACCCGAGUCUCUGACAGAUUCUCUGGGGAGAACUCAGCUGCGGCUCUAUCACCCACGUCUGCUGCCACCCUGGGGGGCCUCAACCCGAGCCCCAGCGAGGCCACCACGCCCUGGACUCCCAGUCCUAGCGAGAAGAGUUCCUCUUUCACGAGGUCUGUGUCAAGCUCUGGCUACGGGGCAGUGACAGCCAGCAAACACAGCGACAGCCCACCGCUGGUGACACCACCCCAGUCACCCGUGUCCCCGCAGCCGCCAGCCACAACUCAGGUCCAUCGGCCGGGGGAGCGUCGCAGGGAGCUGGUGAGGUCGCAGACGCUGCCCCGCACCUCGGGGGCGCAGGCCCGGAAGGCAUUGUUUGAGAAGUGGGAGCAGGAGACCGCGGGCAAGUACGGAUGCCCACCCACAGACGGGGAGGGGAAGCCCGGAUGCCCACUCACAGAUGGGGGAGGGGAAGCCCGGAUGCCCACUCACAGACGGGGAGGGGAAGCCCGGAUGCCCUCUCACAGAUGGGGAAGGGAAGUACGGAUGCCCACUCACAGAUGGGGAAGGGAAAUACGGAUGCCAACUCACAGACGGGGAGGGGAAGCCCGGAUGCCCACUCACAGACAGGGAGGGGAAGCCCGGAUGCCCACUCACAGAUGGGGAAGAGAAGUACGGAUGCCCACUCACAGACGGGGAAGGGAAGUACGGAUGCUACUCACAGACGGGGAGGGGAAGCAUGGAUGCCCACUCACAGAUGGGGAGGGAAAGUACAGAUGCCCACUCACAGAUGGGGGGAGGGGAAGUACGGAUGCCCACUCACAGACGGGGGAGGGGCAUGUACGUAUGCCCACUCACAGAUGGGGGGGCAUGUACAUAUGCCCACUCACAGACGGGGGGUGGGGCAGUACAGAUGCCCACUCACAGAUGGGGGAGGGGAAGUACAGAUGCCCACUCACAGCGGAUGCCUGCUACCAGGCCUCGAGAGACGAGGGCUCCAGGCCUCGAGGCUCCCUGGGCUCCAGCCGCCUCUGCAUAUUCAGCCUGUCUUCGUGUCAGUUCCUGGUAUUGAUGCCUGCUGCGUGCAGGGUGUGGCCCAGGCCUUGUGGGAUGAUGAAGAUGCCAGCCAGUCCCUGCUCAACUCUAGUGAGGGAGGCCAACUGAGGACGUGUCCCCACUCACCCCAAACAACCUGGUCCCGACCGUUAGGGACUGUUCUUGGGGCCCAGAAGAGGAAAUCAUCCCUCCUGGUUAGGAAGGAGCCAUCAGGGAAGGAGGCCCUCCAUUAGGAGAGGGGCUCAGAAGGAGGCGGGGGAGGAAGGAACAGGGAAAGGAGUUCCAGGCAGAAGGCAGGGCCUGGGGCUAUGUGGGUGGGCCAGGGUCUUCGGUCUCAGGAUUCCCAAGGGACCCCUGCUUCCUGGGGUGGGAAGUAGACAGGGGACCUAGAGGGCGCUUUGGGUGAGGAUGGUCCCACCACAUACCAUCAAAGGAGGCUGUGUGGCUGGUGUACGGGGCCGUGCCGUGGACAUGGGCACAGCUGAGCCUGCGUGCUGUCGGCAUCUCUCCUGGGUGAGCAGAGGGAGCGGGGGCCUCCUCCCUGGGGGUGCAGGGACUGCCUCCCCUGUCCUGGACCCGCGGUGGGAGAUGGUGGCUGGAGGCCCCCGCAGCAGGCCUGCGCUCUCUCUGCAGGGGGAAAGGCGAGGCCCGGGCCCGGCUGAAGCGAUCGCAGAGCUUCGGUGUGGCCAGCGCC
Molecule: messenger RNA, 2423 nt
Organism: Saimiri boliviensis boliviensis (Bolivian squirrel monkey)
Lineage: Eukaryota; Metazoa; Chordata; Mammalia; Primates; Cebidae
Gene: SMTNL2
Product: smoothelin like 2
Molecular function (GO): protein binding
Source: RefSeq, a predicted model, not a curated record